GUUUUCCAAUAAAGAAAUUCAUGCCACGGACAUCUAUGUGACUUUUGUACAUCAGCGUCGGCGUGGAACGCUACGUUUCCGUUAGACUGUGUCAGUGUCUGCCAGGUUGGCUGUGCCUAGGUGUCACCGUCACAGUGCAGAUCCCAGUACUCCCCGGGCUCCAUUCCAGUGUGUCAGUCUCAGUUAAGAUCUAUGUCCUCUGUGGGUGGCAGGGUCAGCAGAGCCGGGUGCCCCCGUCUACAUCCUUGGACUGACAGGGUCCAUGUGUGAGUGCGCGCGCGCGCGCGUCUGCCUCCCCUUCAGCCUGGUCCUCCCGCCCGACUCCCCCACCUGAGCUCCGCUCCUACGUGCGGCUCAGCGGGCGCCUUCUGACUCAUCGGGGCUCCGGGUCACAUGCAUCUUGCAGGCCCUAUCGGGUCCUCUCUCUGCCGGCAGCUUGCCCGCCCGGGAUCUGCAGCGGCCCACGCCCCGCUCCCGGCUCCCGCUCCCUCCGCGCUGCCACCAGUUCUGCCGCAGGAAGAUUCCAGCCACCAUGUCAAUUGAGCGCAUCCAUGCCCGGGAGAUCCUGGACUCCCGUGGUAACCCUACGGUAGAAGUGGAUCUCUACAUAGCCAAAGGUCUCUUCCGGGCAGCAGUGCCCAGUGGAGCUUCUACUGGCAUCUAUGAGGCACUGGAGCUGAGGGAUGGGGAUAAACUUCGUUACUUGGGCAAAGGUGUACAGAAAGCUGUGGAUCACAUCAAUAAUACCAUCGCUCCUGCCCUGAUCAGUUCUGGCCUUUCUGUGGUAGAGCAGGAGAAGCUGGACAACCUGAUGUUAGAGCUCGAUGGGACUGAGAACAAAUCCAAGUUUGGGGCCAAUGCCAUCCUGGGUGUGUCUCUGGCCAUAUGCAAAGCUGGGGCAGCAGAACGAGACUUGCCUCUCUAUCGCCACAUUGCCCAACUGGCUGGGAAUUCGGAUCUCAUCCUACCCGUACCUGCUUUCAAUGUGAUCAAUGGUGGCUCUCAUGCAGGAAAUAAGCUAGCCAUGCAGGAGUUCAUGAUCCUUCCGGUGGGAGCUGAGAGCUUCCGGGAUGCCAUGAGGCUUGGGGCAGAGGUCUACCAUACCCUCAAGGGUGUCAUCAAGGACAAGUAUGGCAAGGAUGCUACCAAUGUUGGGGAUGAAGGUGGCUUUGCUCCCAAUAUCCUGGAGAACAGUGAAGCCCUGGAGCUGGUGAAGGAAGCCAUUGACAAGGCUGGCUACACGGAAAAGAUCGUCAUCGGUAUGGACGUUGCUGCCUCUGAAUUUUACCGCGACGGCAAAUACGACCUGGACUUCAAGUCCCCUCCCGACCCUACGCGAUACAUUUCUGGGGACCAGUUGGGGGCCCUCUACCAAGGCUUCGUCAGAGACUACCCAGUCGUCUCCAUCGAGGAUCCAUUUGAUCAGGAUGACUGGGCCGCUUGGUCCAAGUUUACAGCUAAUGUGGGCAUCCAGAUCGUGGGGGACGACCUGACGGUGACCAACCCAAAGCGAAUUGAACGAGCAGUGGAAGAGAAAGCCUGCAAUUGCUUGUUGCUCAAGGUCAAUCAGAUCGGUUCUGUCACGGAAGCCAUCCAAGCGUGUAAGCUGGCCCAGGAGAAUGGCUGGGGGGUCAUGGUGAGUCACCGAUCCGGAGAGACAGAAGACACCUUCAUCGCUGACCUGGUCGUGGGAUUAUGCACAGGCCAGAUCAAGACAGGGGCUCCGUGCCGUUCAGAGCGGUUGGCCAAGUACAAUCAGCUCAUGAGGAUCGAGGAAGAGCUGGGCGAUGAAGCUCGAUUUGCUGGGCACAAUUUCCGCAACCCCAGCGUGCUGUGACCACUUUCUGUCCUGUGCCUCCCCACCUCCAACUCUGUGAACUGUGGCCUCUCACUUCCCCAAGCUGCGCCCUGGAGCCCCCUGGAAUGUGUUCUGAUCCCCCCUCGAAGUCCUCUUUCCCUUCCUUCCUCUUUCCCCAGCCCUUGUCUUUCAACUCCCUGCUCCCCAUUCUCCUGAAUGGUCUCCUUCCUAGAGUCCUACUGCUCUUAGCUCCCUAACCCUUUCUCCUCUUCCUUCCUCUCCUUUCUCAGAGUUGGAGAGGGGAAUUGCAAAAGAGGCUUAGCCUCUUCCGGGGCGGGUAUCAGGGCCUGUGAUGGCGUGAGGGUACAUCAUCUGAGAUGCUUGGAGAGGGAGAUGCUGGGUGAGGAGUUGCCCAAGUGCCCCCCCUUGUAUGGCUCUGUUUUGGUUCCAUAUGCUGUCCACUUUGCAUAUGUGCCAAGAACUGAAGCGUUUACGUGCGCAUCCUGUUGUGUAUGCUGGGUGUGUGUUGUGUGUGUCUGGCAUGUUGCUUAUGUUGGCACAUGGGGCAGGCCUGGUUUGAAGGGAUUUGUGUGUGAUUUAGUUAUUUAUUUAAUUUAUUAAUGUAUUUAUUAUUUCCUUGGGACCUAGGGAUUGAGCAUGUCUUGUCGAAGGGGGCUAUUUUUCCAUGUCUCCUUCGGCUUUGUGCCAUAGUGACCGUGGGUAAGGAGGUAUGAUAGGAAGGGGAAGGGGAAGAGGAUGCGUCCUACGCUUUACCUCCUUUGUGUGUGGGGAAGCCUUUCCCCUGAAGACCCCUCCCUAGCCCUAGAUCCCCAGGUUCCUCCCUAGACUCCCCAGCUAUAGCAGAGCCAUGCCUCUCCCCCGUGGAUGGCCGCCUCCCUGAGUCCCCGCCAUCUCCAUGCUCCCCACAAUGACCACUGCCAUUAAAGUCUGAAUCGCAGCCCA
Molecule: messenger RNA, 2761 nt
Organism: Monodelphis domestica (gray short-tailed opossum)
Lineage: Eukaryota; Metazoa; Chordata; Mammalia; Didelphimorphia; Didelphidae
Gene: ENO2
Product: enolase 2
Biological process (GO): glycolytic process
Cellular component (GO): phosphopyruvate hydratase complex
Molecular function (GO): phosphopyruvate hydratase activity; magnesium ion binding
Source: RefSeq, a predicted model, not a curated record